This is a messenger RNA of Pecten maximus, 988 nucleotides long. Its product is annotated as methyltransferase-like protein 24. The transcript is spliced from 5 exons. The record is from RefSeq and is a predicted model, not a curated record. Lineage: Eukaryota; Metazoa; Mollusca; Bivalvia; Pectinida; Pectinidae. The coding region runs from base 78 to 797 and encodes 239 amino acids.
UACAGAAAUGGGAUUUCAACAUCAAGAAUAUAUGCGGGGACCAAUUAGCAACUUCUGGACAACAGGAAGUAGUAAUAAUGGAACAUCAACUACCAAUCAAAACCGAUCUUUGUCCAUUGUCCGUCCCUGAGAUAGAGCGAACUUACGCCUGGUAUUUCAACAACAUUCAGAGUAUAUGUGGUAACCUGAAGCGCUUUGGUAGAGUCAAAGAUGGCGGAUGGGAUGUAUGUCUGGACGAAGAUUUGGUACAGAAAGGUCACUGUCUAGUUUACUCGUUCGGAAUCGAUUUCGAAUUUAGCUUUGAUGACGGUAUCUCUGAAGAAUGGGGCUGCAUGGUUCACUCAUUUGACCCGAGCAUGAACACAGACAGUCAUCGACGGAGUCCUAAGGUAUAUUUCCACAACUUGGGACUUUCCAAUUUUAACGGAACGACACCGGAGGCAAACUGGAAAAUGUUGACAUUUCAGGGAAUAAGACAAGAACUCAACCACCAAAACAUUAUUCCAGAUAUUAUUAAAAUGGACAUAGAAGAUUGGGAAUGGCAUGUUAUACCGGAAAUGUUGACCUCCAAAGCUUUAACCGGCGUUAAACAAUUCCUGGUGGAAUUCCACUUUUCUAACAUACCGGAGGCGGAUACGGAGGGAUUUUGGAUAUCAAAAUUUUUCCUACUCAAAGAAUUAUAUGCAAUGGGAUUUCGAAUGACCUGGAUUACACGGAAUCUCCUGAAUGUUUGGCAGUCCCGCGUAACGGGAAAAGAAAUCAUUGGUUGUUUCGAGGUAACAUUUAUCAGGAGGUGAUAUCAAAGUGCUUCUUUUAAAAUAAAUAUUAUAAAAUUACAAAAGACAUACCACUGCACAUAGACAUAACACUCUGACAUAGAUAUACCACUAAAUCACAGACAUACCACUACAACACAGGCAUACCACUACAACACAGACAUACCACUACAACACAGACAUACCACUACAACACAGACAUACCACUACAA